UUCAUUCUUCUCUCUUCAACCACAAUACAGAGAAAGGUUUCAAGAUCAGAAAUGGCCUUCCACCUAAGAUCGAUAAGUUUGCCAUCAAGGCCUCAGGCCAACGAGACUGAAGUCGAGCAAGAGGUGUUGAGCCUAGAGGCAAGCAUCUCUUCUUCGACUACCACCAUCGGUACCAUGUGUGCCGGUCUGAGGAGGCUCGGGGACAUCUACAAUGGUGUUGAAGAGAUUAUUGGCCUGCCAAGCAACCAGGUUGGCAAGAUGUUGGAUUCAGAGAUUGAAGGCUCUCUCGAGCUGCUAGAUCUCUGCAGCACCAUGCAAGAGAUCUUCGUCGAGAUGAAGGCCAUCAUCCAAGAGCUACAGGUAGCUCUAAGAAAAGGAGAUGAUGCAACUGCUCAAGCCAAGAUCCAGUCUUAUGUUCGUUUGGUGAAGACGGCCAAGAAACAUUUCAAGAAGAGCGCGAAGAAGGCUAAUGUUGUUUCUGCGGCUUGCAAGGUGGUCAUGCUAUUGACCAAAGCUAGAGAGGUUUCUGUGUCUCUGUUGGAGUCCACAGUCCAUCUCUUGUCAAAGGAAAUCAGAAUGCCAAAACAGUCUCUUGUCUCCAAGGCAUUUCACAAGAAGAAGGCAGUUGUCUGCCAGGAGGAGCAAUUGCAGGAGUUAGAGUGUAGUAUUGGAGAUCUCGAGAAUGGGGCGGGACAUCUGUUCAGGAAAUUAAUCCAGAUCAGAGUUUCUCUCUUGGACAUUCUUAGCUCAUAGAUACUCCAAGUCACUCUACACCCUGUGAUUGGCAUCCACCUUUUUGAGGAUUAGCCGGUCUUCAUACAAUUUUGCCAUAUGUAUAUACAGUAGAAAUGUACAGAAACUUAUAGAAAGAAAAAGUGAAGU
Molecule: messenger RNA, 882 nt
Organism: Triticum aestivum (bread wheat)
Lineage: Eukaryota; Viridiplantae; Streptophyta; Magnoliopsida; Poales; Poaceae
Exons: 1
Coding region: 52-753 (233 amino acids)
Biological process (GO): root development; shoot system development
Source: RefSeq, a predicted model, not a curated record